Molecule: messenger RNA, 615 nt
Organism: Notodromas monacha
Lineage: Eukaryota; Metazoa; Arthropoda; Ostracoda; Podocopida; Cyprididae
Source: the annotation of a GenBank genome assembly
AGUGUUUUCCCGAAUGAUUCAGUGAUGCAGUUUUGUUGUUGUUGCAAGAAAAUAAGUGAUGGUGACAUCUUCUGUACGUAAAUUGGUGAGCACUCCGACGUGAUGGAUGAACCUGAGUGGAAAACGAAACGAAGAGCCAAGUGGAUUCUUCUUGUUGUGCUAUGGUCCUUGCGAUUGGGACUGUGUCUGUGGCCUCAGUAUGGAUACAUACACCCUGAUGAAUUUUUCCAAGGCCUGGAACCCAUGACUGGUGCCGUGAUGAACUACAACGUGUCCCUGCCCUGGGAAUUCACCGACGAACACCCGAUCCGCAACAUCCUCUUUCCCGGGCUCUCCGUGGGUCUACCCGCGACCAUCAUGCGUUUCCUCUUCGGCUCCUCGGGCGUGUCGGCGUUGAGUCUGCUCCGAGCCCCGAGGAUCCUCGUGUGUCUCCUGUCGUUCCUGGUGGACGCUGCCAUGUACUUGGCGACGAAGGAAGUCGGAAGGGAUCCCUUGUAUCCCUUGCUGGUGCUGAAUUCCUCUCACGUCAUGCACGUGUACUCGUUUCGGACGAUGUCGAAUGCGAUGGAACUGGUGCUGUUUGCCUUGUUGCUCUACAGGUGCGGGGGGUUUUUU